Mixia osmundae IAM 14324 is the source of this 490-nucleotide messenger RNA. RefSeq lists its product as uncharacterized. The record is from RefSeq and is a predicted model, not a curated record. Lineage: Eukaryota; Fungi; Basidiomycota; Mixiomycetes; Mixiales; Mixiaceae. The transcript has 3 exons. The coding region runs from base 12 to 455 and encodes 147 amino acids.
GCAGAAGCCGCAUGAGCGCAGAAGACCGUGGCAAGAUCAAGCCGCUGUUUUAUCAGCGAUGGCUAGGUCAGAUAGAGAUCGAUAAUGAAGGGUCGACCGCAAGGGACUACCUCGCCCGAGAGCGAAACUUCCUCGGCUGGCUCAAGCUCAGCGUGACACUCGUCGUCAUCGGUACUGCAUUCAUCUUGCACUUCAACCUCGGCGGCUACUCGAGCGAUGGCGGCGUGAUGCUCUCUCGAGCAGAAGGCAAAGUCCUGAGUAUCCUGUUCUAUGUGCUUGCCUUCGUCUGCGUCGUCGCCGGGGUCAGCGGACAUCUCAAGAUCACGAGCGAUCUUCGAGCGCACAAGGGCUUUGCACAGAGCGGCGCACUUGCGCACCUUGUCUUUGUUGCCGUCGUCGUCGCUGUGGCUACAGCGUCCAUCUUGAUCAUCGUGCGCAAUCAAGGCUCAAUCUGAUUGUCAAUGUAAAGUGGAUGCAUCGAGGUGUCAAC